Alternaria alternata is the source of this 996-nucleotide messenger RNA. Its product is annotated as Aldo/keto reductase. Gene Ontology annotation, cellular component: cytosol. The coding region runs from base 1 to 996 and encodes 331 amino acids. Gene Ontology annotation, molecular function: aldose reductase (NADPH) activity. The transcript has 4 exons. NCBI's taxonomy places the organism in Eukaryota, Fungi, Ascomycota, Dothideomycetes, Pleosporales, Pleosporaceae. The record is from RefSeq and is a predicted model, not a curated record.
AUGUCUUCAGGAAAGACCGUCACCCUUAACUCUGGUCACAAGAUCCCGCAGUUGGGAUACGGUACCUGGCAAGCCGCUCCUGGCGAGGUUGGCAAUGGUGUCUACGAGGCGUUGAAGAUCGGAUACCGUCAUCUGGACCUCGCAAAGAUUUACGAGAACCAAAAGGAAGUUGCGCAGGGCAUCAAGCGUGCUUACAAGGAUGUUCCGGGUCUAAAGCGCGAGGACAUCUUCAUCACUGGAAAGCUGUGGAACACUCAGCACGAUCCCGAGAAGGUAGAGGAGGCUCUCGAUGACACUCUCGCCGAGCUUGAGCUCGAGUACCUCGACCUGUACCUCAUCCACUGGCCGGUUAACUUCGGACCGGGAAAGAGCCCUCACUCUGAACUCUUCCCAAUGACCUCCGACCCCAACGAGGUCAACAUCGACAACUCCGUUCCCAACAGUGAGACAUGGAAGGCCAUGAACAAGCUGCCAAAGAGCAAAGUCCGUUCCGUCGGUGUCUCCAACUUUACAUACCAGACCUUGAAGGCUCUCGUUGAGAAGACCGGCCUUGUCCCUGCUGUCAACCAGAUCGAGCGUCACCCUAUCCUCCCUAGCAAGGAGCUCGUCGCCUACGCCAAGGAGAAGAACAUCCACAUCACUGCCUACUCCGCUUUUGGCAACAACUUCUUUGACAUCCCGCUGCUCAUCCACCGCCCCGAGAUCAAGGCUAUUGCGGAGAAGAAGAGCGCAACGCCAGCGCAAGUCAUUCUCGCAUGGUCUCAAGUGGGUGGCCACUCCGUCAUUCCCAAGUCAGUCACUGCGUCUCGCAUUGCCGAGAACUUCAAGGAGAUCGAGCUCGACGAUGAAGACAUCAAGGCUAUCACCAAGUUCUCGGAUGAGCACCAGGGCAGGAGAAGGUACAACGUACCAUACACAGCCAACAAGCCCAGGUGGAGCAUCAACAUCUUCGACGAGCCGGAGGAGCAGGAGGCACCUAACAAGGUCGUCUUGUAG